Molecule: messenger RNA, 779 nt
Organism: Acyrthosiphon pisum (pea aphid)
Lineage: Eukaryota; Metazoa; Arthropoda; Insecta; Hemiptera; Aphididae
Exons: 3
Coding region: 388-702 (104 amino acids)
Source: RefSeq, a predicted model, not a curated record
UAUAUGUUAACAGUGACGACAGCAGUUUUAUUACAUUUCGACGGCAAAAUCCAAUGAUUUAUACUAAGAUUCAUUUUUCUUUUCGUUUUGGACUUUUAUCAAAAUAUAAGCCGAGCAUUGGCCACCAUUCAAAACCAUGUAAACCAUGUAGAUACUCCACCUAUCACGGAAUACACUUCUGCACCUUUUGCGAAUUAUACACAUGACGAUAAUAUUAAAAGAGUUGUUCGUCGUCUUUGUUGAUUAGCCUUAGUUCCGAUUGAACAAAUUGAUAAUUGUUGGACAGAAAUUCAUAGUGAAGCACCACAGUCAGAAAGUGUGCUGAAAUUAUUAAAUCAUUUUACCGAAACGUACUUGGAUCCAGAUAUUUGUCUGUUUAAUAGAAAUAUGUGGAAUCAUUUUAAUACAGAUGGAGCAAGGACCAUAAACCACCUUGAAGGAUGGCAUGCAGCUCUUAACAAAGCUGUUGGUAGACCAAAGCCAAAUAUUUUUAUUUUAAUCAAAGAGCUGAAAAACCAACAAACAAACUUUGAGCUUGAUCUCAUAGCGCAAAAAAACUGCAAUCGGCCACAAAAGAUGAAAACAAAAUACAAAAAAUUAGAAGAAAGAUUAUCAUUUGCAAAAGAAAGUUCUAGGCUACAAAAUGGUGCGAUUUCUAUCUUGGAGUACAUGGACGCCGUAAUGUUUCAUUUACAUUUGUAAAACAAAAGCACAUAAUGAUAAGCUAUAUAGACUAUAUAUUUUGAUAGUAGUUGACUUGAACAAUGUUCGUGAAUUUU